UGGGCGCGGCCUAGAAGGUCAAAGAACGCCUCCAGUGUACAGGUUGAGACAAGCCGCGCCAUUAUUUGGAAAUAAUUGCACCAGACACACCAGGAAGAAGCGGCUCCCUCUUUUUUGGUGGUUUGCUGCUAAUGCUGUUGCCGUGGCGAUGGAACCUGCGUCCAAGCGUGUAUCGUCAUGGUCGGUGCGGGAGGUCCUGGAGUGGCUUCAGGAGCACCACCCCGACCAAGUGGGCGUGCUCCAGAAAGCCGUGAUGAAGCACGCCAUUUCCGGCCGUGCUUUGCUGAGGCUGAGGGAGCAUCACCUGCUCCAGCUGGGAGUGGAUGUCGAGGAGCAGCAGCAGGAGAUGCUGCAGGACCUCCUCCUCCUCAGGGUGCAGGAGGAGGUCGACGAGCUCAACGAUAUCUGCUCAGAAUGUUUCCCGGCCUAAUGGACGUUCAUUUGUUCAGUUGGACAUCCCUUCAUCCGUUUAUCCGCCUAUCAAAAGAUGGCUGAGGAGAUAUAAGGACAGAAGUACGGACGUGAGGUAAAGAUCGACGGGAAAGAAAGAAAAUUCCUGUGGGUAAAAGGUUAACACAAGGACUCUUCUUUUCAUCUCAUUUGUUACUAUGUCGUAUGCUACAUUAGGACGUCAAAGUGGUGACAAAUGGUCAGCUAAGUGUAAACUUUGUGCUGUUGACUAUUUUUAACGGUCCAUGAUAUGCAAAUGUAACUUUUAAAUGAUAUUUUAACAAUAUUUUGUGUCUUAGAGCAGGGUCUCCAACCUUUUUUUUCGUGAGAGCCCCUUUCACAUAAUGAAAAUGCUUUUGUUUCAUUUAUUUUCAUAGCUUAUCCCAACCAAAUCAAGCUUAAUAAGUUUGUUUUGUCAAAACAUGAAUAAAAUAUUUGCAAUCCACCACAACUUUUACAAAUUGUAUAUUAAAAUUAAAA
Entelurus aequoreus (snake pipefish) is the source of this 930-nucleotide messenger RNA. RefSeq names its product sterile alpha motif domain-containing protein 12-like. Gene Ontology annotation, cellular component: cytoplasmic side of plasma membrane. The record is from RefSeq and is a predicted model, not a curated record. The transcript has 4 exons. Gene Ontology annotation, molecular function: protein binding. Gene Ontology annotation, biological process: cell surface receptor protein tyrosine kinase signaling pathway. The coding region runs from base 149 to 430 and encodes 93 amino acids. Lineage: Eukaryota; Metazoa; Chordata; Actinopteri; Syngnathiformes; Syngnathidae.